Molecule: messenger RNA, 561 nt
Organism: Dunckerocampus dactyliophorus (ringed pipefish)
Lineage: Eukaryota; Metazoa; Chordata; Actinopteri; Syngnathiformes; Syngnathidae
Gene: pla2g10
Product: phospholipase A2 group X
Exons: 4
Coding region: 97-558 (153 amino acids)
Biological process (GO): arachidonate secretion; phospholipid metabolic process; lipid catabolic process
Molecular function (GO): calcium ion binding; phospholipid binding
Source: RefSeq, a predicted model, not a curated record
GGAAAAAAAAAAAAAAGAACCCCACUCCAUGUUAACACACAGAGUGAGGACGUGACCAUUAGUCCUGCAGCUCAGUAGCAGUGCCUGUCUGGAGCCAUGACUGCCUUCCAACGCACGCUUUUCCUCUUAGCAGUUGUUGUGGCCACCGAGGCUGCGUCCUCACCCCAGCGGACCAAAAGAGGGAUCCUGGAGCUGGCGGGGAUCAUCAAGUGCACCACAGGGAGAUCGUUUUUCUUUUAUGUCUUUUACGGCUGCUACUGCGGACUGGGAGGCCACGGCAAGCCUAAAGACGAGACCGACAGGUGCUGUCAGAAACAUGACUGCUGCUACGCAGAUGCAGAAAAAGAGGGCUGCAAACCCAAAAGGGACAACUACGAGUGGACGUGUGAAGACAACAUGGCGUCUUGCGAUAGCUUAACAGACAAGUGUGAGAAGAUGCUGUGCGAGUGUGACCGAGACGCCGGCAAAUGCCUGAAAGGUGCUCGUUACAAGUGGUACUACGCUCUGUGGCCGAAUUGGGCAUGCAGCUCCACCACGCAAUCCUGUGAUCCAUUGUGAUUG